Molecule: messenger RNA, 1489 nt
Organism: Girardinichthys multiradiatus
Lineage: Eukaryota; Metazoa; Chordata; Actinopteri; Cyprinodontiformes; Goodeidae
Gene: glrx3
Product: glutaredoxin 3
Exons: 1
Coding region: 11-1006 (331 amino acids)
Source: RefSeq, a predicted model, not a curated record
AGGUCAACGGAUGUAUUCACAGAGAGAAGAAAAGAUGGCGAACUUGGUGGAGGCGACGAGCGAAAAGCAGUUUGAAGAGUUUCUCACCAAAGCUGGAAAAUGCCUCACCGUGGUGCAUUUCCACGCUGCGUGGGCUCCUCAGUGCGGCCAGAUGAACGAAGUAAUGGCGGAGCUGGCCAUAGAACACACCGGUACCACGUUCCUGAAGCUGGAGGCAGAGGCGGUCCCGGAGGUGUCGGAGAAGUAUGAGAUCUCCUCGGUUCCUACUUUCCUGUUCUUCAAGGCCGGGGAGAAGGUGGACCGGCUGGACGGUGCUCACGCUGCGGAGCUUACCAAGAAGGUCCAGCGGCUGGCGGUGAACGCACGUCCGGCUGGAGCUGCGGAGGUACCUGACCUGAACGAGCGGCUGAAGAAGCUGAUCAACGCGGCCCCCUGCAUGCUAUUCAUGAAGGGCUCCCCACAGGAGCCUCGAUGCGGCUUCAGCCGGCAGAUCGUGGGGCUGCUGAAGGAGCACAACAUCCAGUUCAGCAGCUUUGACAUCCUGUCCGAUGAGGUGGUCCGACAGAAGCUAAAGACCUUCUCCAAUUGGCCUACCUUCCCUCAGCUGUAUGUAAACGGGGAUCUUGUGGGCGGACUGGACAUCGUGAAGGAGCUGGCUGCGUCCGGGGAGCUGGAGAACACCUGCCCCAAGGCCGUAAGCCUGGAGCAACGCCUGAAGACCGUCAUCAAGCAGAGUCCGGUCAUGCUGUUCAUGAAGGGCAACAAGGAGGCUGCCAGAUGCGGAUUCAGCAAGCAGAUACUGGAGAUCUUAAACGGAUCUGGAGUGGAUUAUGGCACCUUUGAUAUUCUGCAAGACGAAGAGGUCCGUCAGGGGCUGAAGACCUACUCCAACUGGCCCACAUACCCACAACUUUACGUGAAGGGGGAGCUGAUUGGUGGCCUGGACAUAGUUAAGGAGCUGAAGGAGAGUGGAGAACUGGUGUCAGUUCUGAAGGGGGAGUCAUAGAUGGAUGUCCUUCACCAUCCAUCAGAUAAGGAACAAGAAGCUACUGCAAGGACCCAGAACAUCAGCUGCAUGGGGCCGGAGAGUGAAGCUCAACAAUAACUUUCAGAUUCUAGCUGUUAAGUAGAUUCUCUUUGCCGAAACGGAGAAAAUGUUUGGGUUUUUUUUUUUCAGUAAAAUUCAUGUUCAAGUUGGAUUACUGGAUAUUUGUGAAAAUACAUCUUUAAAAUGUUUAAUGGGAAAGUAAAACCAGAAAUAAAGGUCUUUAAUUUGACCCUUCAUGUCUGAUUCUGGGAAAAUUCUGAUAAAAGCUGCCUGGGUUUUUGAGAACGUCCCUCUUUCAUGUUUUCACCUCUUCAUGCUUUGGAUCUGAUUAGUAAACAGCUUUUCAUCCGCCCCUUAAAACACAUAAGACUCCUGGAAAUCCCAUUUCCUGGCUCUGUCAUUCUUCCUUGACAAAAACAAUAAUUAAACAUUUUAAAAGAA